AUGAAACCGCUCCUCACUCCUCGGCCGCCGCCGCCGCCGCCUGCGUCCAGUACCGGCCUCGUCCCCGACGUCGCCAUGUCCGCGCUGGCUCCGAGACUGCUGAGCGGCCUGACGCGCCCGGCCAGCGGCCUCCUGCGCGUGCCCCGCGCUCCCCUGCAGGCGCGGCGCCCCCGGGAGGUCCUGAGCCUGGUGGACAAGACCAUCGCCAUGACAGCCUGCUUCCUGUGUAUCCUCGUGCCCGGUGGCUGGGUCUUAGCCCACUUGGAGAGCUACAAAAAGAUGGAGUGA
This is a messenger RNA of Dromiciops gliroides (monito del monte), 288 nucleotides long. RefSeq names its product cytochrome c oxidase subunit 8A, mitochondrial-like. Gene Ontology annotation, cellular component: mitochondrion. The record is from RefSeq and is a predicted model, not a curated record. Gene Ontology annotation, biological process: mitochondrial electron transport, cytochrome c to oxygen. Lineage: Eukaryota; Metazoa; Chordata; Mammalia; Microbiotheria; Microbiotheriidae. Bases 1 to 288 code for a protein of 95 amino acids. The transcript has a single exon.